Molecule: messenger RNA, 1860 nt
Organism: Mizuhopecten yessoensis (Yesso scallop)
Lineage: Eukaryota; Metazoa; Mollusca; Bivalvia; Pectinida; Pectinidae
Exons: 5
Coding region: 93-1124 (343 amino acids)
Source: RefSeq, a predicted model, not a curated record
CGACGCGAUAUUAUUUACCUUGCAAGGUGAGAACACAUGUACAUCGCAACUCAUUCAGCUGCUACGGACUCGGCCAGAAGACUGCUGACGACAUGUCAACUUUUAAAUUAUCACACGUUUUUCCGCUGCUUAUCCCGUUCUGGUAUUUCCAAAAUGCUGGAUCUUCCAUAAUCGGCUGCCCUGAAGUCACACCGUCUGCAAUUUCAUAUUUGGAUAACGGUGUCACGUGGUGUUAUUGGUUAAAACCCUCAACCCAGGACUCCGUCUACCAGCAGCUCAUGUGUGCUACAAAUGGCGGUACACUGGCAAAUAUACCAUCUGCAUCUCACGAGGCGGCUGUGACAACAGCGUUAGGCUCUACAUGGAGUGCCACAACUGAUGUUUAUAUUGGUGUAAGGGACGUGACCAAUACCGGUAACUUCCAGACGUGGGCUGGGGACACUCUCACGUAUACCAACUGGGGGAGUUCCGAACCACAAUCUUUCCAGUUCUGUGUCUACAUGGACCGAACAACUCACUUGUGGCACACCACGCACUGUAACGUCCAUAUCCUUGCUUUAUGUUACUGUGUUAUAGAUUCGAAUGACCCGUACACUUGUUCCGGAAAUGUUGUGACUGGCACUGGUGGAGUUACUAGUAGUGUCACGACAGUUUCUAGCAAUACAGCAACUGAUCAGACAACGUCUAGUAAUGUUUGUUAUCCCUCGAUUCUCACGAGUUGUCUUUCUUGCUGUUAUGCCCAAGCGACACCGACAACAAGCUCACUUGGAAAAUCGUUUACUGAUAUAGUAGCUGAUUUAAAAAUCGAUACCAAACAGACAAAUAGGUAUCAGCGGAAGUUACAGAGUGUCGCGGAUUAUCGCCCUUUGUCCGUUGGCAUAGGAACUAUAGCUAUUCUUGUUCUUAUAACUGUCGUCGCUGUCAUCGUUACCUGCGAUAUCCCAGUCCUUGGUGCCCAAUUCAACUUGAUCCAAAGAUCGAUGCGCCGCCUAUUUUGUCGAUCACCUAAAUCACGUGUGAGACGACGUUCAAAUCGGGUUCAUUCGGAUCCUUGUGAUCAAACAGUCGCUUCGCAACCUACUACGUCGACGACCAAGAUCACAAGUGAUACCGCAUCCAAGUAAUAAACGCAGAUCCCUUUGAUCAGACGAUCAUUGCGCCACCUACUGCAUUGAAGUCCUAGAUCACGUGUGACAUUCAACUAGCAUACACGCGGGUCCUAUUGGUCAACUGAUUGCUGCGUCGACAACCUUGAAUACGUGAAAUGCGACAACAUAAAAGUAAUUUAAAAGCGGAUCCCUUUGAUCAUCAGAACGAUGUGUCACCCACUGCAUCGUCGACCUAGGUCACGUGUGAGGCGACAUGGUAACAUGUAUACCAAUGGAACAUAGGGUUUUGUACCGAUUCCGUACUCCCAACAACUCCUUCAAACAUAAGGUGCUGGAAUGUGAGGACUAUAUUCGAACUUCGCGUUUUGAGGGGAGAUCUGAAUGUCAAAGUGGGAUGAAAAGGAACACGGAGCAAACCAAUGGAAAGUAACUAACACCAAAAGCUAGUUGCUGAGCUGAUUUAAUUAGGCCCUACAUGUUAUUAACAUAAGACAAAAUAUCUGUGAUAUCAUGAUUUCUGGCAGUUCUAUGUAUAUUUACAACAAAUUGUUUGUUUUUAAGUCGCCAUAUGCAUUGAUUUUUCACUGUAGAAAUCGAUACGCGACCCGCACGUGUCAUUGGCUCGUACAGCUAGAUACAAAUAGAGUAUACUUGAUAUUUUCCAUUUUCUAUAUUUGCUACAAAUGAUGGAAUAUUUGUUUAAAAGAUAAGUAAACAAAUCUGUGUUUGGUUCUAUUUUACACAAAGUGGU